AGACGGCACUUCCCUUGCUCAUCUUACGGAUUUGGAUAUUUUUUUGUAGUCGUGCACGGCAGAAGAACGGUAAGUUGAGGUGCCGGAAAUGAGCAGCCUCGCCGUUGGCUGCGCCCUCUCUUGAUCGAAAGCGGCAUCGGCACUUGACAAACUCAAUCCACACGCCGUAGAAGCGGCGAAUUGGCUGAAUUCAGCCCUGGUUUUGAAUCCCGCUGGCUAGAGUCUUGGAUGGUUAAGGGUCAAUGUUGGCGCCGAUCAAUAUAAAGAACGAAGGCGAAGUCUCCUUUACAUUGUUGUCCAGUCUUUCGAAGUCACUCGUUCAAUCAAAGUCAUCUCAAACCUCCAUACUUUAGACUCGUCAAUCAACACAUCAUCUUCAACAUGAAGUCAUUCACUCUCAUCACCGCCGUUGCGCUCGCCGCUGGCGUCUCCGCCCAAUACUCAGCCAGCUCCGUCUCUAUGGAAUCCCCAGGCAGCAUGUCCGCCAUGCCCGCCGUCUCGUCCGCACCCGCUGCCUCAGUGACGACUACCAUCACCGCCAAGGCAGGCUGCCCAACCGGUCCUGCAGCCGACGUCAUGGUGACACGCUCCAACGCGCCCGUUCCCUCAUGCGAGGCAGGCAACAACGCCACCAAGCCAUCCAUCGUCUCGAUGCCUGGCUACGGAAUGGGAAGCGGGAUGGGAGGUGCAUCUGGAGGUGCAUCUGGAAGCGGUAAUGCUACGAGCACACGCACCGGUGCGCCGGCAGAGUUCACUGGUGCUGCGGGCAAGACCGCUAUCUCUGGCGCCCUGGCGGCGGUUGCUGGGUUUGCCGUUUACAUGUUGUAAGACUGAGGAAGCACCUGGUAUGAGGCACACAAUGGAGCGGGAGAUUAAGUUGUAUAUACCCUUCUUAGGCGCUGGUUGAGUGGUAUGUGUGUAUUGAGUACAUUGUCGUUUGCCGAAGCAAAGGAGAAGUAAUAAUA
Didymella exigua CBS 183.55 is the source of this 965-nucleotide messenger RNA. RefSeq lists its product as uncharacterized. Lineage: Eukaryota; Fungi; Ascomycota; Dothideomycetes; Pleosporales; Didymellaceae. The record is from RefSeq and is a predicted model, not a curated record. The transcript is spliced from 2 exons. The coding region runs from base 382 to 828 and encodes 148 amino acids.